UGUCUAAAGUGCCCCCCGGUUGCUCAGGCCUUGGUGGAGGAAUGGAUUGUCAGAGAUGUGAGAGAAAAGUGUACCACGCUGAAAAGCAGGUUGCCUCAGGAGUGCCCUUCCACAAUAUUUGUUUUAGUUGCUUUUGCUGUCGCAAACCUUUGGAAUCGUUGACAUACCAAGAGAAUUGUGGCGAAAUUUAUUGGAAGCAAUAUUACGGUCAAAACUUUGGACCUCAAGGUUACGGGUAUGGAAUUGGUGCCGGAGCCCUACAAACGCUAUUGUAAUUUCUCGAUAAGUUUGACUAGAAUUGUAU
This is a messenger RNA of Belonocnema kinseyi, 304 nucleotides long. RefSeq names its product cysteine and glycine-rich protein 2-like. The record is from RefSeq and is a predicted model, not a curated record. Lineage: Eukaryota; Metazoa; Arthropoda; Insecta; Hymenoptera; Cynipidae. Bases 42 to 275 code for a protein of 77 amino acids. Gene Ontology annotation, molecular function: structural constituent of muscle; actinin binding. Gene Ontology annotation, cellular component: nucleus; Z disc; cytoplasm. Gene Ontology annotation, biological process: muscle tissue development; sarcomere organization. The transcript is spliced from 3 exons.